This is a messenger RNA of Suillus paluster, 1182 nucleotides long. RefSeq lists its product as uncharacterized. The record is from RefSeq and is a predicted model, not a curated record. Bases 1 to 1182 code for a protein of 393 amino acids. The transcript is spliced from 8 exons. Lineage: Eukaryota; Fungi; Basidiomycota; Agaricomycetes; Boletales; Suillaceae.
AUGAAGAUCAUGAUGAGGAUCAGGAUAUCGACCACACCCAGCGCCGUCAAGGUCAGGCAGAAUGACCCGUCGGCCGCCCUGCCAGUGGGCAUGCAUCUUGAAAGGACCACGGGCGGAACAGGUGUGAAGAUCCUGGUAAAUGGAGCCAACCACAAGCUUGCUCCAAUGCAAUCGCAGAAGUGCCUAACGUGGAUUAUGAUGUCGUCAAAUGGCAUCACAAGACUAAUGGUUGUGCUCGUUCUCCAUCACCGACGUACUUGCAUUCAGUACACUAUUCUGGCUUCACUGUCAACCAGCCGAAAACCAAGCGCGCUCGCACCAGCAAUCUCCAGUGAAACAACAAUUGUCAAGCGGCUGGGGACUCAGGACGGUGCCAUUGUUGCAAAACGAAAGACACUUGGUUUCUUCCUGGAUCUUUGGGUCAAACUGCUGAAUUAUACCAAGGCCUGCUUUAGGUUGCAUCUUGCCAUCGCAGACCCAUUACCUGCAUGCAAGGAAGCCCUUAGUGACACUGGUAUAUGCCUGGAACUAAUCACGGAAUCAAUUGUGGCUUGGGAGGCACAAAACCGCCGUCUUGAAGCAGAUUUCUAUCCCCAGUACGAGUAUGACAUGGCCACUGUCAUAAGUGUCGUUUUCAUUCGAGAUUCCCCUAUCAAUACUCAACAAAUCGCGAUUAACGUUGUUCCUGUGGAGUACAAGCUGAGCGGUAGCAAGAGUGAGAUCAAACAGAAGGCGAAGGCGUUAUUGAAGAGCUCGACAUUUUUGUGUGGAGAAUGUGACGAGCGUGAUCGUACUUCUAACUUUGCGCACAGCAGCCUCCACUCUGUCUGCCUUCAAGCAUUCUAUGAUGGUGGUUCGAAAUCUUUACGACAAUUUCCCGAAUUUCAUCACACCAUCCCUUGCAAAGCCCUUCUCCUUGUCGCGACCAUUGUUCGCAAUGUUAUUCACGUCUACUCAAUGUAUGGCCACGUGAACACGAAGCAAAUGGCCUUGGGAGAUUCUGAAAAGGUGUACAGGAAACUAACGAGUAUGCUCAAGCAGGUCACAGAUGACGAAUAUCAUUGCGAGAAGCUUGAUGACGAGCUCCGAUCUUGGGCUGUGGCUGGCAUGACCGGGGUUGUUGUUGACAGCGAACCUCAAGGCAUCAAGAGUGAUUCUGACUGGGUGGUUGAACUCAAUUGA